Messenger RNA from Pungitius pungitius (ninespine stickleback), 4755 nucleotides. RefSeq names its product ubinuclein 2a (gene ubn2a). The transcript is spliced from 17 exons. NCBI's taxonomy places the organism in Eukaryota, Metazoa, Chordata, Actinopteri, Perciformes, Gasterosteidae. The record is from RefSeq and is a predicted model, not a curated record. Gene Ontology annotation, cellular component: nucleus. The coding region runs from base 264 to 4085 and encodes 1273 amino acids. Gene Ontology annotation, biological process: chromatin organization.
GGCUCCCGUGAAUGUCUCGUCCCCAUAGCAAAUCGAGGAUGCAAGUAGCUGCCGUCAAACAACUUUUCCCCCACCGUCACAACCCGUGGAGUUCAUUUCGUAUGGUGCGGAGGAGGCCCGGACAUCCGUCUAGGCACUGAGCAGCCGCCGGAGCUUCGCGAAACCUUCUUCAAGCCACCAAUUUGGAGUAGUUUCGCGAAGUAGCGCUUCUCCUCGCUGUCGCCGUCUGUCCGGAGCGAGGUUCAGGCAGGCAGCUCAUCCAAAUGGCCGAGCCGAGAAAAGUGCAGUUUGUCACCCUCUCGGCCUUCGCCGCAGGAGCGGCCGCGGAGUCGAGGAAACGCCGGCUGGAGGAGGAGGCCGACUUCAACUUCGGCGGAACCGGGGAGGUCGAAGCAGCAACCGGGGAAGCGGGGGCUGCCAGCAACGGCCGUGAUGGCAAAAACGGCGACGGGGAGAAGGCUGCAGGCGAGAAGAGGGCGACGGUGCGGCUCAACCUGUCCCUGCCGGAGCCCGACGACCGCUCCUCCGCCGAGUUUAAUUACGGGGAACUCAUCCAAAACCUCCAGGUAAAGAACAAUCCCCCAAGUCUUACUUCAGUAAACAAUCCCAGCGACCCCUUCAACGAUGACGAGAGAGAGCGGCUCCAGGUUGAGGCCCUGGCCAAAAAGUUUGAAAAUAAAUAUGCUAACACAGAGGAGAAGAAGAAGAAGAAGGACAGAAUGCAAGAUUUGAUUGAUAUAGGCUUUGGCUACGACGAGACAGACCCCUUUAUCGACAACUCAGAAGCUUAUGACGAACUGGUUCCUGCGUCUCUGUCCACAAAGCUGGGGGGAUUUUACGUCAACACGGGCACGCUGCAGUUCAGAGCGGCCUCUGACUCCGAGCCGGAGGAGGACAAGAACUCUAAUGACAACAAAGAACAGGUAAUGAAGAAGAGGAAAAAGAAGGAUGUGAAUGACCUGGAAGACGAGGAGAAGAACAAAGAACCUAGUCAAGGAGUACCAGCUCUAACCCUCCAGCGGCCGGAGAAGAAGAAGAGAAAGAAGCUGAUGAAGGACUCUCUGUACCUGGCAGCCAUGCUCCGCCGCUUCACCCGUGAGAAGGAGGAGAUGAGGAAGACAAACGCAAACGUGGCCCCCCCCGGUUUGCCAGGAGCUGUGGCCAACAAGUUACACUCCACCAACUCAAAGAACCACCUGUUGGCCUCCAACUCCACUCCUCUGCAGGGCAACACGGCGAGCAGCGACUUGUCACUGGCUGACCUCACCUCUGACCCCGCUGUGAUGUCGCUGCUAGGCUCGGCCAAUGAGAAAGAACUGCAGGAUCUCCUAGGCGACCUAGACUUUAGCUUGGCGGACACUGAGCAGCAGCAUGCAAUGGCGGCCGCCAGGGAGAAUGGCAUUCUGGGAGUUGGUGUUCCAGGCUCUAAAGGAGCCGCAGCAGGAGGAAGCGGCCAUGGGCGAGGCCUGGGGCCCUCCAGCGGACUGUUUUCUCCGCCUCUGCUGCCCGAUGGACUGCCUGCUCCUCUUAUUAAACGGAUCGAGGACCUGCGGGCGGCCUCGCGGCAGUUUGAUCAAGAGGGCAGGAAGAAAUUUUUCACCUUGGACAUGAAUAACAUUCUCCUGGACAUUGAGUUGCAGGUGCAGGAGCAGCCUCCUGAUGUGCGCUUAAGCAUCUACUCGCACAUGGAGGCGUUUGUGCCGUGCAACAAGGAAGCCCUCCUCAAACGCCUGAAGAAGCUCAGUCUCAACAUCCAGGAUGACCGUCUACGGACGCCGCUGUUGAAGCUGAAGCUGGCUGUGUGUAGUGUGAUGCCGGAGCAAAUAGCCAGAUACAACAUGGACUGCAUGGCCAGGGUUGCAAAGCAGCAGUCAGGAGAGGGCGAUAAGAAUGGUUCAGAGGAAGAAGAUGAGGAAAAGCCUGGGAAAAGGGUGAUGGGGCCGCGGAAGAAGUUUGCCUGGGACGACAAGCUCAGGACUCUGCUGUGCAGCUUGGUGCGAGUGAAGCUGAGCUGCUACGAGAUGGAGAACCAGUGCUCUCUGUCUGUGGAGGACUACCUCAAGGCCUUCCUAGAGAAUGAGGUCAAACCACUAUGGCCUAAGGGCUGGAUGCAGGCCAGGAUUCUGCUCAAGGAGAGUCUUGCUGUUCACAGUCACCUCACUGGAAACCUAGUCAAGAGGAGAAUGGUGCCUGGACAGAAGGCCAAAGCCAAGGAGGGUCUUUGGAUCCACAAACCACCUGCAAUGAUGACCUCCACCCUGCCUCAGCCCUCCUGCGCGUCCUCUCUGAGCUCCACCCGCCAGGCCCCCUCCUCUGCCUCGCCUCCGGAGCCCAUCUGCCUGUCGGACUCGCUAGAUGAGGAUCUGACUGCUCCUUCUCUGGACUCCAUCUCCCACGCACUGGCCCUCCUUAGCAACGCGUCGAAGGGCCUUGGCCUCUCGGACAGCCCCCUGUCGCCCCCACCCCUGCAAAUGCCCACCUCUUCUCCUCCCCCCGUCACUCCUCAUUACCCCUCGGCCUCCCAGCUUUCUGCCUCCCUAGCAUCAACGACGCAGCAGCAUUCCCUCCCGAAGGCGGAGGCCACUCCCCUGGUGUCUGCUGGGAACAUGACGACGACAAUAACAACGCUACCGACCUCCUUUUCUACCUCCUCUUCAUCGUCUCCAGCCGCUUCCUCCUUGGCUCGUGUGCAGGCAGCCGGCCUGUCGCUGGCUUCCAGGACGGCAGUUGGUCCUUUCGGCCUCAUUAAAGCAUCUGGCACCAUGAGCCAAACCCAAACCCAGACUCAGAGACUUGUUACCAUGGCAUCGCCCAAUCACAGGCCCAGCCUGGCGAUGGGCGUUGGCGGCAAGAUGCAACCCCAUCCGUCCCCGUCACCCCCGAAGCAGCGCCCUCCGCCCACCGCUUCCCCGCUACUGCCCCCCCAUCAGAAGGGCUUUGUUAGCCCGGCGGGGAUGCUGGGAGCUAUGGGAGCCCCUCAAGGACUGGCCAAGAGCGGUGCCAAAGCCAGCAGCAACGGCAGCGUGAGCAGCAGCAUCACGCCGUCGUCCUCCCCCUCCCCCUCCCCACUGUCCCGCUCUAGCUCCAUCACCCACGCUGUCCUGCAGUCCUUCUGCCCUCAGUCCACGGUGGCCUCCUCAGCGUCCCCCACCUCGCAUACCUCACACUCCUCUCAAGGUAAAUCCCACGCUCAUCACCACCACCACCACCACCACCAGGCUAACUUUAUCACACCCAUGCAGGCCACCCUCACCAAGUCCUCCCACAGCAGCAACUCCUCUCCCAUCAUCAAGCUCACCCCCCGGCCCCCCGCACCCACCCCACCUCCCUCCUCCUCACCGUCCCCGUCAUCUUCGCCCUCACACCCGCUCUCCCAUCAAAUGAUCCCCAGCCAACAGCAACAACACCAGUACUCCCCCAAAACCCCCAAAACCUUUCGCCCCCCCCCGUUUAGCGUGUCGGGCGGCGGGCAGGUGAAGCAGACGCAGGGACACUUCAGUUUCGCCGGAGGCCAGAAAGCUCAGUCCACGACGAGCACCAGUAGCAGCCUCGUCAACAACUCCAUCAUCAGCAAGGGGGUCAUUUCCACCGCGUACAGCCGCCCAGACAGAGCGCCCCUGUCCUCGGCGCCUUCGGUCUCGGCCAAUCACGGGCAGAGGCAGAGGGAGAGGGUGGUGGGUGGGGCUGCCCAGAGCUCGAAGGCGGGAAACAGUUGGGCUGCUUCAGGAGCCACGUCCUCCACAACAUCACACCUCUCACAGGUAUCGACAGCAGGCGCUUCCCUACUGGGGAGCCCCUCCGCUCUGCCGCUGGGCUUUGGGAUGCUGGGAGGCCUGGUUCCAGUCUCGCUGCCCUUCCAGUUCCCCCCGUUGCUCAAUUUCAACCCUGCCGGAGCCCCAGGGAUCGCUGGCAUGGCCUCAGCCCCCAGUUCCAACUCAGGAUACACCAUAGCACAGAGCGACCUAAUGGAUCUGUAUAAGAGUCUCCAGUCAGGGUCGCAGGCUGCCCUACCUCCUCACUUGCAGCUUGCUUUCUCAGAUGCGAACCAAAGCCAGGGUGGAGACAUGAAGAGGAAACCCCACUGACCAAUAACUGCACAGGAGGCCCACACCAGCAGGGUGACAUCACAGCCUCCUGGACACAUCCACCAAUAGGAAUCUUCACUUUGACUGAUACAGUACGAGAGGGCGGGGCUCCACUGCCUCUUUUAUAAAUGGACCUAACGGAAAAUCGGUUUAUACAAGCUACAAGUGGCAAUGAUUCAUUAUUUUAACUGUAUUUUCCAAUGAACCGGGUAUGAGAACAAGACAGAGUGAAUGACGAGAACACCCUUUCACUUUAGUUCAGCUUAUUUUUUUGUCAACAUGUUUACAUAUGUCCGACCUUGAUCACUGUGGAAUGCGUGUGAGCGAGGUGGUGAUACAGAUUAGAGUAAUAGUAUGCUACGUAAUAUAAGUUGUAUUUAAGCUUAUGUGGAAUAACAGGACUUGUUCUUGCAGUACAAAAAAAAAAAAAGAUUAUUUCCUUUUGGUCUCAGAUGUGGGAAACUUAGUGUCCGUAGAAAAUGUAUUAUUACUUACACAAGUUAUUAUUUACACCUCUGCUCCCACAAAUGACUGUUAAGUAGUAGCUUAAAUUGAUAUUGAUAAAUUAUUUGUAAUUUACACAGGGACAAACACACAUGUGUGAGUGUUUAUGAAUGAGCGACACAGCGAGAGCGAGCGUGAGUGGUGAAGUGUGUGUGUGUGUGUGUGU